Messenger RNA from Rhodotorula toruloides NP11, 1746 nucleotides. RefSeq lists its product as uncharacterized. NCBI's taxonomy places the organism in Eukaryota, Fungi, Basidiomycota, Microbotryomycetes, Sporidiobolales, Sporidiobolaceae. Bases 1 to 1746 code for a protein of 581 amino acids. The record is from RefSeq and is a predicted model, not a curated record. The transcript has 9 exons.
AUGAGUGCUCUCCCGGCUACGCCGGCGGGAGCGAAUCCGUUCGCAAUUUAUCUCGACGCGCUCGAAGCCCAGCUGUACCCGUCCGGGGGCGCUCACGGCUUCGCCGCGCGAGCCUAUGUCCUGCUCGCUGUCUGCGCAUACGGGAUUGUAAUCUCAGUUGCGUACGGAGCGGCUCUGCUUUGGCGGUCGCGGCGAAGAGGGAAGCCGCUAUGGGUUGCGCGCAAAGUGGACGGAUACCUCACCCUCAAUCUCGCCUUCUUUGUUCCGGCAGGCGGCGCCGUCUGCUGCGCUUUCAUGCUCGCCUACACUUACCUGCAAUAUCGCCUCUUCACCCUCCCCUCCCAUCCUUCCUCCUCCCUCUACCCAACAAACGCCUUUCGACCGUACUGCUGGAUCCCGCUCGUCCUUCACGGCUACAGCGUCGCCGCCGCCUCGGCGCAAGCUUGCCUCGUCGUCUCGCACCGCACGAGCGCGUUCUCGAAGCGACGGAACUCGCUCCUCUCGUCCUCGAUGGACUGGUCAAGAUUGGCAAAGCCGGCAGUCGUCAACGCCAUCUUCUGGAUGGGUCUGCUGUUCUUCCUCCUCGUCCUCCUCAUCCCCGACAUCCUCUUCUCCAUCUCGUGGUCCCGCACCUACUCCAAGAUUGCCUCUCUGGAGUCGUACCUCGUCCAGCAGACGUCGAACCCCAGUGCCGGUGUCCUCCAGCUCGUCCACCUCGGCGAGUUGUUCGAGGCGAUGAAGGCUGCUGCGGCGCACACUUGCCAGCACCAGCAAGCGGUCGUCGCCGCCCUCAUCUUCGCACCCGUCUUCCUCGCUCUCAUCACGUCACUCGCUACCUUCCUGCUUUGCCGCCUACUCCGCCAGCAGAUUCGCUCCCGCAGCGUCCGCCGCUCAAUCUCGGUCGGCUCUCCCUUCCUCCUCAGCACCGCGUCGCCAGUCAGCGCUUCUGCUGACGCCGGCCUCGUCAGUCCAACCGAAACGAUCGCGAUAAACCCGCUCGAGGUUCAGAUUCAUCUUCCUUCGUCCAUCCGCGACUACGGCGGACCCUGGUCGUCGUCCGAGAAGGCAGACAAGCUUCAUCCGCCAAGUCGACCCAGUACCAGUCGACGACCAAGCAGCCUCUCUUUCGGCACCCUUCCAGCCAUCCCGACUUUGGCUCGACUCGGCUCAAAGGCCCGAGGGUUGUCCGCCAACACCGUCUCAACCCUUGGGCUGAAGACGCCGCUUGCGGAGGAUGUCGAGGCAGAUGUUGGGUUCCAGCUGGCUGUUGCGGCGAACCAUGCGGCGGGUCGAGGGGACGAGACGCUCGACGAGCUGAAGCGGGCGAAGCGGGACUUGCAGAUUUGCGCGACCGUCGUCCUGCUACUCACUCUCUCGCUCGCCGCCGAGAACUGCUGGAACGUCGCCUACAUCGUUCCUACGCCUUAUCCCGACCUGAGCUGGGCUUCCGUCGAAGCGGCCUUCUUCCUGCCGCCCUGGCUGUACGCGACCAUAUUCUCCGUCGGACCUACCCUCCUCCUCGCCAGCACCCUCGCCACCUCGGCUGCGUCGCCCUUCUCGCCUACUACUUCUUUGUCGACACCGACACCGCAUGAGCUACGCAGCCCUCCAGCACUGUACCUUCCUCGACAGAUCAAGAUCUGGCGGCGGACGGAAGUCACGACGAGCGAGAUGGUCGAGGUUCGGCAGGUUCCGACGGCGCCUCAUCCGCUGGGCAAGCAUUCGGCUGCAGUAGACUUUGUAUGA